Striga hermonthica is the source of this 279-nucleotide messenger RNA. NCBI's taxonomy places the organism in Eukaryota, Viridiplantae, Streptophyta, Magnoliopsida, Lamiales, Orobanchaceae. The record is from the annotation of a GenBank genome assembly.
AUGGGAAAUUGCAUACGGAAAGAGUCGUCCGAGCACUGGGGCGGCGAUGACUGGGGAUCCUUCGGCUCCGGCGAGACCUCGAAUACUAUAAUCGGGGCUUCGCCGGCGAGAACGGAGGUGAAGAUCAGGAUCUCCAAGAAGCAGCUGAAACACCUUCUGGGGAAAGGGGAUUCGGAGGAGGAUAUUAUGGCCCGAUUGAUUCAAAUUGGAGGGGAUUGGCCGGCGGCGGAUCGCCGGACGUGGACGCCGGCGCUGGGUAGCAUACCUGAAUCGCCUUAA